Symbiodinium pilosum is the source of this 357-nucleotide messenger RNA. Lineage: Eukaryota; Dinophyceae; Suessiales; Symbiodiniaceae. The record is from the annotation of a GenBank genome assembly.
AUGGUGAAGGUGACGGUUGGCAAGGCGGAAGACCCCUGGUGCGAGAUCGACCUCACAGAGGAAGACGUGGAGGAUUGGAGGAAGGGUGUAGACAUCACCGAAGAGAAGCUCAAGGAGGUUAUCCAGUUGCCACCUAUCACCCUCGACAACUGCCAUGAGCGCGAGGAUGGUGACCUGCAGCCGCUCGACUAUGAGCAAAGUGAGCGCACCCUAGGGAAGUGGGAUGAAAUCACCUUCGAAGAGGAGGUGAAUGGCAAGUAUUGGCAUGCGGUCAUCAUGGCCCUGCACCGCAUCCGCGAGGACUUCGUCAAGAAGCAGCACUUCGCCUUCACAACACAUUUGAUGGCUAAGCCUUGA